This is a messenger RNA of Cucurbita maxima (winter squash), 513 nucleotides long. RefSeq names its product 60S ribosomal protein L37a. Gene Ontology annotation, biological process: translation. Bases 66 to 344 code for a protein of 92 amino acids. The record is from RefSeq and is a predicted model, not a curated record. Gene Ontology annotation, molecular function: structural constituent of ribosome. Lineage: Eukaryota; Viridiplantae; Streptophyta; Magnoliopsida; Cucurbitales; Cucurbitaceae. Gene Ontology annotation, cellular component: ribosome. The transcript has 5 exons.
GUUCAGCCGCGCAGGAAGUGUUGAACAUUUAUAGGGUUUCUGCUCUCUCCUGCUAAUUCGACAAAAUGACAAAGAGAACCAAGAAGGCUGGGAUCGUUGGCAAGUAUGGUACUCGUUAUGGUGCUAGUUUGAGGAAGCAAAUUAAGAAGAUGGAAGUAAGUCAGCACAGCAAGUACUUCUGUGAGUUUUGUGGAAAGUAUGCUGUGAAGAGAAAGGCUGUUGGAAUAUGGGGUUGCAAAGAUUGUGGUAAAGUGAAAGCAGGAGGCGCUUACACGUUGAAUACUGCUAGUGCCGUCACUGUGAGGAGUACCAUUAGAAGGUUGAGGGAGCAGACGGAGAGCUAAAUUUAUCAUUCUAUCUAUCUAGGAUUAAUGCUGUUGAGGUUCUCGAGUCGCCUUUAACUUCCAUAUAUUUUUGCGGAAUUUGUAUCUUCUAUCUUCAAACAGAAGUUGAGAAAUGAAUCAGUUUGUGGAAUCUUGAGUUGAUGAUAAUGAAUGUGGGAUAUUUGUUAUA